CAUGCUUAUGGCUGCAAAAUCAGAGAUGGCAGAUCUCCAGCAAGAGCAUCAGAGAGAGAUUGAAGGAUUACUAGAGAAUAUUCGGCAGCUGAGCAGGGAACUUCGUCUUCAGAUGCUUAUCAUAGACAACUUCAUUCCUCAGGACUACCAGGAAAUGAUUGAAAACUAUGUUCACUGGAAUGAAGACAUUGGAGAAUGGCAGCUGAAAUGUGUUGCAUAUACAGGGAACAACAUGAGGAAACAGACUCCUGUCCUGGAUAAGAAAGAAAAAGAUCCCUUUGAAGUGGACCUUUCCCAUGUUUACUUAGCCUACACUGAAGAAAGCUUGAGGCAAUCGCUGAUGAAGCUGGAGAGGCCAAGGACUUCAAAAGGAAGAUCCAGGCCCAAGACGGGUAGAAGAAAACGUUCGGCAAAGCCAGGAGCUGUCAUUGACUCUCUGCUGCAGUAGGUGUGACCUGUUCAGAAUUGCCGUAUAAAUCAGUGAGUGUGUAAGAUUGGGCCAGAAUAUGGAGUUCAAGAGGUGGCACAGUUUGGCUAUAAAAUCCAUACCUUGCUGGUAUGGAGCUUUAUUUUAAAGAAAUGUAUUUUUCCUUAGUUGCCCGUAUAUUGUAUGUUAUAUUAACAUAAUAUUAAACUGGUAUAUAUG
Messenger RNA from Pezoporus occidentalis (night parrot), 646 nucleotides. Its product is annotated as kinesin-like protein KIF3A. The transcript has 6 exons. The record is from RefSeq and is a predicted model, not a curated record. Bases 2 to 448 code for a protein of 148 amino acids. NCBI's taxonomy places the organism in Eukaryota, Metazoa, Chordata, Aves, Psittaciformes, Psittacidae.